Molecule: messenger RNA, 440 nt
Organism: Cricetulus griseus (Chinese hamster)
Lineage: Eukaryota; Metazoa; Chordata; Mammalia; Rodentia; Cricetidae
Source: RefSeq, a predicted model, not a curated record
GAGCAAUGCUUAAAUCAAAGGAACUUGUUUCUUCAAGCUCUUCAUGCAGUGAUUCUGACAGUGAGGUUGAAAAAAAGGUAAGAAGAAAAAACAAGUUGUUCCAUAAAAAAAAACAAAAGCCUGGUGAGACUUCUAGAACUUUGGCAUCUUCUGAGCAGAGAAGCAGCAGCAGAGAUGGUAACAUCUUUCAGAUUGGGAAGAUGAGAUACAUCAGUGUUCGGGACUUUAAAGGACUAAUUCUAAUUGAUAUUAGAGAAUAUUGGAUGGACUCAGAAGGCGAAAUGAAAUUGGGGAGAAAAGGCAUUUCUUUAAACGUGGAGCAAUGGAGCCAGCUGAAGGAACAGAUCUCUGACAUAGAUGAUGCAGUAAGAAAGCUGUAAAAUCUGAGCCAUAUCAAACCUGGACUGUUGUAGUUGUUCCAAUCUGUCUUUUUACAUUGG